AUGCCCAACAAUCCGCCUGAGCGGCCCAAGAAGCUACAGCGAAUAUCCCAAGCUUGCGAUCUGUGUCACAGGCGAAGCAUUCGGUGCCGGCCAAGCUCUGAAAAUCCUCAGCAUCAAUGCCAGAACUGCUAUGACUUCGCCGUCGACUGCACCUACAACCGUCCUUCCAGGCGAAGACGGAACCAAUCCGUUCCACAGAUAUCGCCUCCUAAUCUUCUUCCGUCGCAGCAACAAGGAAUAUCUGUAAGCAUUUGGCCAGUUAGAUUACGUUCACACUAGACAUGCUGAUCAGCAUAGCCAUCAUCACCUGCUGUCAAGGUCGAAGGCCAGUUCAAUGACCAGAAUGAAACUGCUUUCGCAGGGCUUGGAUUCACUGACCGAACCGGUGCGUACGUCGCUGUACGUGAGGGUCGGCCAGAAGAUCAUCUUGGGAUAGCAUGGCGCUCAUUUGCAUCUGCGAGUCUCUCGCCGAUUGAGCGCUGUCUGGAGGUGUACAUGGAAAUACUCUACCCAAUGUUCCCAUUCUUUCACGAGCCAACGUUAUGGAGCAGGAUACGGAGGAAGGAUCACCUCACCGACCGUGGGUUCUUUGCUUCGAUCAUGGCGGCGUGUGCUCUCGCGAGCGCAAGAGCACGGGAUGGAGCUAUCAGUACGAGACGCGGCCUUGACGAAAGUAUCGAACAAGCAUCGGAGACGUUCUUUUCUGCAGCUCAGGACGUGAUUUACAAGGAUCUCGGCAAGACAAUGGGACUGGGAUACGUGCGAGCUUGCGCGUUGCUGGCUCUGACAAGCAUUCAAUAUGGCCAGAAACAGUCGAUGCACCAGUUCAUGGGGCAUUACCAUACCUUGAGUGCGAUGCAACACCUCCACGAUGAGGAUCAGUGGCCGGCAGAGAUACCCGUAGAAGAGAGGGAAGAGCGUCGUCGGCUGUUUUGGGCCAUGUACUCGUGGGACAUUUAUACCUCUGUUGUCUUUGACAGCGUAAUGAGGCUCGGGGAGACACACUGCAAUGUUCGCUACCCCAUCGAGGUCAACGAUGAAGAGCUCUCGCCUAAUGUCGCGUCUCCUCCCAACAACGAACUGAAUUGGCUGCGAGGCUGGAACUUCACCGUUGACCUUUACCGGAUUCUGGAACAUGCAACUCGACGAUUGCGAAGAAAGAAGUUGGGACAACGGGAAGAUCGUGUGUCGGUGGUACAUCUUAUGGUCGGCGACGGUAUCUCGGACGAGCGGCUCAUGGAGAAUGUCUUGGACCUUUACAAUCAGUUGCCUCGUCGAUUCAAGGAAUACCAGGUCCCCGCGACAGGUGACAAGAGCCAGGACUUGUACGGCUUUCAAGCAGCGAACAUCCAAGCCACGCUGCUGCUGGUCCGAAUCACGCUCUUCGAUGCGAAUAGCCACGAACGCAGUCUUCACCAGAAAUGUGAUGUCGCGCGGGAAGUCCUCCAUGCUUUUGAGCAGAUCGACCCGACCUACCUUCGAGCGCUGUCAACUCCACUGGUUCACCACAUUGGCGGCAUCGGUAAAAUCCUGGGAUCCGUGAUGCAAGGUACACUCACUGAGGACUCCUACCAGCGCGUGCGCGGAUUAGUCCACCAAAUGGCCGAUCUCCUCGGCGGUCUUGAAUCCGGUCUCCAUCCCACCACCAACGUUAGCAGAGACCUACGACAGCAAAUCGACAAGAUUGAUCUCUUCAUGAGUGGGCAGCGACAGAUACUGGCUUCAUUUCCGCAACAGCAACAACAGCCGCAGCAGCUGGCGCCUAACGGAAUCGAUCAUGGCUUUUCGAAUGGGACAGCACUGUUGCAUCAUACGAAUGCGUUGGGCAUGUCUACUCCCCUGGAUGAGUUCCAGCUUCCGGCUGAUGUUGUGGACGGGUGGCCUUUUCCGAUGGAUUUUGGUGCCGUUCCGGAGGGGCAGUAUCAGAUGCCUAAUGGGUUCAGUGAUGAUAGACAGGGGCAUCAUCAUCGGUAA
Messenger RNA from Lecanosticta acicola, 1974 nucleotides. NCBI's taxonomy places the organism in Eukaryota, Fungi, Ascomycota, Dothideomycetes, Mycosphaerellales, Mycosphaerellaceae. The record is from the annotation of a GenBank genome assembly.